GGGGCGCUGGCUUUUGCGCCGAGCACCGACUGCCGCGCGGGAACCCGUAUAGGCCGGUGUCAAGCUCCCGGUUCAGAGGGCUUGGCGACUCCCGAGAGGAAGAGGCGGGCUCGAGGACGGCUUUUCCUGCCUCCUCCUGAGGCGAGCGGCAGAGUAGCGCAGAGUCUCGGCAGGCAAGCCCGCGCGCCACCUUCCGGGGCUGGCCCUCCGUGGAGCUGCGGCCCGGGCGGGGCGUGCGGGACUAGGGGCUCGGUACCGCAGUUGAUCAAGGCCGCCAUCUCCCACGCUGACCCAGAGCCACCCAGCUGACCGAAAUAGCCACCCACGUGACCCGAGGCAGCCCCACUCACACUCGACUUAACCGGUGCAGCUCCGGCUCCAUCAGGUACAGGAAGCACCUGGGCGGAGGUCUCCUUCAGCAAAGCCAGAGAUGGCAUCAGUGGACUUCAAGACCUACGUGGAUCAGGCCUGCAGGGCUGCCGAGGAGUUUGUCAAUGUCUACUACACCACCAUGGAUAAGCGGCGGCGUCUGCUGUCCCGCCUGUACAUGGGCACAGCCACCCUGGUGUGGAAUGGAAAUGCUGUUUCGGGACAAGAGUCCUUGAGUGAGUUUUUUGAAAUGUUGCCUUCCAGUGAGUUCCAAAUCAACGUGGUAGACUGUCAGCCUGUUCAUGAUGAAGCUACCCCAAGCCAGACCACAGUCCUCGUUGUGAUCUGUGGAACAGUGAAAUUUGAAGGCAACAAACAACGAGACUUCAACCAGAACUUUCUCCUGACCGCCCAGGCCUCGCCCAGCAAUGCAGUGUGGAAAAUAGCAAGUGAUUGUUUCCGGUUCCAGGACUGGGCCAGCUAGUAGGGCGGGAAAGGCCUCUGUUUCAGCCCCAGCUCUGGAGGGAAACUCAGACCUCAAAAUGUAAGGACACAAAUUCCUGUUUGUUGUUGCAGCUAUACCACCCAGGCUGAACUCUGCAUUUGCUUGAGUUCAGGAAGCCCCUUUCUGAGUGUAAAGUUGUUGAUCAUAGUUGCCUUUUCAUAGUAGUAAAAUUUUCUAUUUUUCUACUUGCCUGAUAGAGACCCUGGUUCUAGAAAUUCUGACAAAUAAAACAAUAAUACAAAUGUU
This is a messenger RNA of Hipposideros armiger (great roundleaf bat), 1120 nucleotides long. It is a transcript of the gene NXT1, whose product is annotated as nuclear transport factor 2 like export factor 1. Gene Ontology annotation, biological process: nucleocytoplasmic transport. The coding region runs from base 431 to 853 and encodes 140 amino acids. The transcript has 2 exons. The record is from RefSeq and is a predicted model, not a curated record. NCBI's taxonomy places the organism in Eukaryota, Metazoa, Chordata, Mammalia, Chiroptera, Hipposideridae.